Messenger RNA from Penicillium chermesinum, 1995 nucleotides. Its product is annotated as fungal specific transcription factor domain-containing protein. Gene Ontology annotation, cellular component: nucleus. Gene Ontology annotation, molecular function: DNA binding; zinc ion binding. Gene Ontology annotation, biological process: DNA-templated transcription. The record is from RefSeq and is a predicted model, not a curated record. NCBI's taxonomy places the organism in Eukaryota, Fungi, Ascomycota, Eurotiomycetes, Eurotiales, Aspergillaceae. The annotation marks the transcript as partial. The transcript is spliced from 5 exons.
UGUGUGCUCGCGGUGCAAAGACCGCGGAGGAGCAUUAAGUUGCUUCUAUCAUCCAGCGCCUUUGACAAGGCCGAAAAGGCACCAAUCUCAGACAUUCGUGGCGGGUGUUCCAUUCGCCCGGCCAUCAGAAAGGUGUGUGGCCUGUUCGGGAUACGAGACGAGACUAUCACGAAAGAAAGCCUACUUAGAAUCCCGCAUAGGGACCUUCACCGCAACGAGUCGUCUUCUAGCCCGCUUAUGCCAAUGCUGCCCAACGAUAAUGUAGCGUCAUUGUACACCGCUGCUCGGAAACGAUCUCUCCUUCCGGGGUACCUUGGCCCAAUGAGCUUUAUUUCUCCGUUGACUGACGCCGGGGAUCUUGCACCUGGAGGCAAAGGUCUAGAGUCGGGACCCUGCGGGGGAUAUCUUGCCGUCUUAUUGGGUAACUUCACUAUCAUCGAGGGCCUUAUCCGCGAAUACUAUGCCCUGAGUCAGGGUGCAGUGAUCCCAGCACCAGUGAUUUUAAACAGCCUGGGCCCUCUGAGGAGGAUGCUGCAGGACUGUUCAGAUAAGAAGCUUGAAGAAUCUAUCAACCCACUCACCAUCAGGGUAAUUCAUAACACGGCAGAAACAUUCGAGAUCCCGUCUUCCAUCACUGGAAAAGAAUUCCACAAACUGUACACCGGACCUGCUAUCCGACUGGAGAUUAUUGGGGUCAUUUGUUCCAUUGCUGGGCAGGCAGGCAGCGUGGGACUUGCCCGAACUGGGCUAGGAAAGGAUGUUUCACCCCCACAAUUUGCGCGAGCCAUGCUGGCAGCUAGCGACAUUGUGAUUCACAUUUGCAAAAUCCUGACGCCAGCCAAUGAUUUGACUAUAUGGCUAACUUACCAAAAUUUGCUGCUUACUGACUUGGUACAUGGGGAUUCAAGCCCCACCAGCUGGAGUCGAUUGGGCGAGCUAUCUACUGAUCUCUUUGCACUUGGCUACCAUCGCGAUGGGAAAGACUCUGGUAACAAUGCAGCCGAAGUGCCGGAAUUUCUGGUAGAGAUCCGGAGGAGACAAUUCUCUGCAGCUUAUCAGUUCGAUAAAAGCCUCGCCACGUUCCUGGGAAGACCCCCACGCAUAUCAAAACGGUAUAUCAAUAGCUUAAUCCCAAAGGAUCUGAGUGAUGAGGCUCUGGCUACCGGUCAUAGAGACCUCUCGCACUUGCAGAAAGACCUGGAUGCAGAUGGAUGGAACAUUCAUCGUCCGUUCCAACGAGCGACUUGGAUCCGAGUCCGUUAUAUAAUAUCCACUUUUCGAGAAGAAAUAUUGGAAGUUUCUAUGCAGAAUAUUACACCUGAAACGAAGAAAGUCCUCAAUGAUAUAUCGUUUCGCUCUCAUCAAGCUUGGGAAAACCUUCCCGCUCAUAUCCAUGGACGAGAAAAGUCCCUACAUCAGGGGGAAUUUGUGGCCAAUUGGCUGAUGACGGUCGUGAGCUAUCUCGCAUAUCUCUACAACGACUUCCUCGUCCAGCGACUCUUGGCCGGGAAAUCCAAUCCACAAGGCAGUGCAGCGCUUCUUUCUGUUAGCGCAGAUAUCCUGUCUACUGUAUUGAGCAUUGGGACGUAUCGAGAACAAUGCGUGGAUUUACGACCGGAUUUUACAUGGAUCUUACUCCUUUACGGGUUCCCGAGCGCUAGCCUCUUGAUGAAAGCUCUUCAACACCACAAACGAACGGGCGAGCAAUUUCUCUACGAAGGCUCCAGAGCACAGCUCAUCCGCCAUUUGAGCGUGUUUAUCUCAUAUCUGGAAACGAUUGCCAGCCCUGAUAAUGCGAAUUACCCCCUCUUUCAGCGCACAGGAGAGCUUUUUUCAAAGAUGCUUGACGAAGUUUUGGAGCCAGAAGCUUAUUUGCAGAGCUCAAAUGCAAGUGAUGAUUCUCUGAUGGAUAUUGAUCGAAUGAUCGCAAUGGACGGCCUGGAGCUAUUCAAUACGAUAGAUAUUAGUCUCGCAUCGAAUCAGUGGAUGUUCUAG